Enhydra lutris kenyoni (northern sea otter) is the source of this 6384-nucleotide messenger RNA. Its product is annotated as Rho/Rac guanine nucleotide exchange factor 18. Gene Ontology annotation, molecular function: guanyl-nucleotide exchange factor activity. The transcript has 29 exons. The record is from RefSeq and is a predicted model, not a curated record. Gene Ontology annotation, biological process: small GTPase-mediated signal transduction. NCBI's taxonomy places the organism in Eukaryota, Metazoa, Chordata, Mammalia, Carnivora, Mustelidae.
AGAGGAAGUUGGGGCAGAGUUAGGUCACCCUGCGGUUCCCCUGGGGGCCCUGACCCACCAGUGCUCCCCCUGGGCCUCCUGGAAACCUUAGCCACGGGUCUUGGGGGCCGCAGGAGCUGGUAGCCGGGCCGGGGACCCACAGCAGCGAGGACAAGCCUCCCUCUGGGUCCGAGCCCAAGCCAUGCGUCCAGCCCUUUGACCCUGAAGUUGCAGCCUCGGCCACCGAGAGCAGCGGCAGAGCCUGGAGGCCCGAGCACCCGGACUUCCCCGGCAUGGAGGAUACACAGGAGGAUGGUGUGCCUGGGCAGCUUGGGGACAGCAUGGAGGACCUCAGCCUGGACUUGGGGGCCCUGCAGUGCAGUGAGUAUCUCCAGGAUCUGGGCCUUGGGACCUUUUCCCACAGCCAGCCUGGGGAAGCCAGGGACAGCGGUCCCCCCAACAAAGAGGCCGGAAGAGCAUCGACCUUGUCCAGCUCCGCGAAGUCCCAGGGCCUGCCUCGGAGACGCAGCUGGGAGAGGUCGCGGAGCUGCUCCGAGAGCUGGCAGAGGCUCAGCCCUGAGGCAUCGGCUGUGAAGGAGGGGCCCUGUCUCCCUCGGACGCUGGCCAGCCUUGCUCUGAACCUGCCGGGAGAGGACCUGCAGGCCUGGACCCAGGAGUGUCUGUCUGGGGGUGCGACCCCAGUAGAGCACCCAGGCAAGGAAUGUGACAGCCCUGAGAAAAGAGUGAGGUCACGGUCCGUUCCCGCAUCCUUCGAUGAGAUCAGCUCCCUGGAAAUCUCUCCGGCUUUGGACGUGCCCAGUCCAACUGCUCAAGGUUUGGAGCCCCCGGUGCUGGAGUGCAUGGAAAAGGACCACGUGGAGCCUGAGCAUGUGCUGAUUGUCCAGCAGGUGCUUCAAGAACUUCGGCAGUACCACGGGGCCCGGCAGAGGGCUCGCUUGUCAGGCAGCCCCGGAGGAGCCCACUCCAACCUCACCUGGUUCGAGUUCCUGUCUGAGAGCGAGGAUGGCGCCAGCAAGAUUGAGCGGAGUAACAGAAGCACCAGGGUAAAGCGCAGAUUGAGCUCCCUACGUUGUCGGGUCACCAGGCAGAAGGAGAAGGGGAAGAGCCCAGUGGUUCUAAAGGACAAGGGUCAGGAUGCUAGAGAGAAGAAGGAAUGUGUCAAUGGGCACCAGCUGGCACAAGGGACCUUCCUUGGCCACUCCAGCUGCCCCCUUUGUGGCAAACCCUUUCUGAGCUCUGCAUCCCUGAAGGAGCACCCAAGGGCCACCCUCUUGUCUGAUGGCAGCCCGGCUCUGUCCAGGAAUGUCGGCAUGACGGUCUCACAAAAGGGGGCGCCGCAGCCAGCACCCAGCCCGGCAGGAACGGGGACACAGCUUGGACCAACCGCAGGAGAGAUGGAUGAAGCCGACUCCGUGUUUUUAAAAUUUAAGCAGGCAACUGAUGACUCUCUCUCGCUCACAUCCUCGAACGCCGAGCCCAUUUUUGUAGAAGACCCCUGUACGGCUUCGCUGAGGAGUGAGAUCGAGUCAGAUGCCCGCGACUUCGAGGCCGAGUCCUGGAGCCUUUCCGUGGACGCAGCGUACGCAAAGACACAGAAGAAGGAGGUGGUCAAGAGGCAGGAUGUGCUCUAUGAGCUGGUGCAGACAGAGGUGCACCAUGUCCGGACACUCAAGAUCAUGCUGAAGGUCUACUCCAGGGCCCUGCAGGAGGAGCUCCAGUUCAGCAGCAAGGCCAUCAGCCGCCUCUUCCCGUGUGUGGACGAGCUGCUCGACCUGCACAGCCACUUCCUCUCUCGGCUGAAGGAGCGCCGCCAGGAGUCCCUGGAGGAGGGCAGUGACCGCAAUUACGUCAUCCAGAAAAUCGGGGACCUCCUGGUGCAGCAGUUCUCCGGCGAAAAUGGGGACAGAAUGAAAGAGAAAUAUGGUGUCUUUUGUAGCGGCCACAAUGACGCAGUCAGUCAUUACAAGUUGCUGCUACAGCAAAACAAGAAAUUUCAAAGCCUGAUCAAGAAGAUCGGCAACUUCUCCAUCGUGAGGCGGCUGGGCGUGCAGGAGUGUAUCCUUCUGGUCACUCAGCGCAUAACCAAGUACCCCGUGCUGGUGGAGCGCCUUAUUCAGAACACAGAAGCUGGCACCGAGGACUACAGAGACCUGACCCAGGCCCUGAACCUCAUCAAGGACAUCAUCUCCCAAGUGGACGCGAAGGUCAGCGAGUGCGAGAAGGGCCAGCGCCUCCGGGAGAUCGCGGGGAAGAUGGACUUGAAGUCAUCCAGCAAGUUCAAGAACGGGCUGACCUUCCGCAAGGAGGACAUGCUGCAGCGGCAGCUCCAGCUGGAGGGCACGCUGUGCUGGAAGACCACGUCGGGGCGCCUGAAAGACGUCCUUGCUGUCCUGCUGACAGACGUGCUUUUGCUGCUACAAGAAAAGGAUCAAAAAUACGUCUUUGCCUCGGUGGACUCGAAGCACCCAGUCAUCUCCUUACAAAAGCUCAUUGUGAGGGAAGUGGCCAACGAGGAGAAAGCCAUGUUCCUGAUCAGCGCCUCCCUGCGAGGGCCCGAGAUGUACGAGAUCUACACCAGCUCCAAAGAGGAGAGGAACACUUGGAUGGCCCACAUCCGAAGGGCCGUGGAGAGCUGUCCGGACGAGGAGGAGGGGCCCUUCAGCGAGGCCGAGGAGGAGAAGAAGGUGUUCGAGGCCCGCGCCAUGAGGCUGAGGGACUUCCAAGAGCGACUGAACGUGAAAGACCAACAGAUUGCACAGAGCCUUGGCGAGAAGCAGCAGAUCUACCUGGAGAUGGCGGAGAUGAGCGGGCUGGAAGACGUCGCUCAGUCGCGACUCCUCUUCCGAGGAGGGGAUUUCUCGGAGACCAUGCAGGGGGAGCUGAUCCUCAAGUCGGCCAUGAGUGAGAUCGAGGACAUCCAGACCCUGAUCUGCAGGCAGCUGGGCAACGCCAACAGCCAGGUGGAAGACGGGGGUGGCUCCACAGGCCUGCCCCGCAGGGCAGAGACCUUUGGGGGCUAUGACACCAUGAGCAGCCCCGGCAAGAAUGGCAGCUUGAAGAAGGCCUCCAGCAGUGACCCCGGCCCCCGAGACUGGCAAGGCCCAGUGCGCAGCCCAGACUUGCAGCCCAGCAGCCCCCGGGAACCCCCCGAGGAGGCCCCACCUGCAGUCACUGUGCCGGGUGCGGAGUGUGGGCGCCGUCUGCCCACGGUCCUGGAGUUUGAGCUUGUCCAGCGGAUCCAGACCCUGUCGCAGCUGCUUCUCAGCCUCCAGGCAGUCAUCGCGCAGCAGGACAGCUGCGUGGAGGUGCAGAGGGCGUCCAUCCAGGAGCGCGAGAAGCAGCUGCGGCUGCAGUCCACGCGCGGGAACAUGCUGCUGGAGCAGGAGCGCCAGCGCAACUUCGAGAAGCAGCGGGAGGAGCUGGCGGGCGUGCAGAAGCAGCAGGGCCGCCUGCGGCAGGAGCAGCAGCGCUGGGAGCGGGAGCGGGAACGCCAGCAGCAGGAGCUGGACCUGGCGACGGCGCGGCUGCGGCAGCGCGAGGGCGAGGCGCUGCGGCUGCAGGAGCAGCUGAGCCAGGAGCGCGAGAGGCUGGAGCAGCAGCGGCGGGCCUACCAGCACGACCUGGAGCGGCUGCGGGAGGCCCAGCGCGCCGUGGAGCGGGAGCGGGAGCAGCUGGAGCAGCAGCGGCGCCUCAAGAAGCAGAACACGGUGCCCGGGGCGCUGCCGCCGGACUCGCUGGCGGAGGCCCAGCCCCCAAGCCACACUCCCAGCUUCAACGGGGACGGACUGGAAGGGCCCGCCGCCCUCGCCAAGGCGCCAGGAGCCCGGGCGAGCGUGCUGCUGUCUGGAGCCUGCCUCGAAUUCGCAGAGCGCCCCGAGGUGGCCCGCCGGGACAGCGCCCCAGCCGAGAGCCGGCCGGCCAAGAGCGACGUGCCCAUCCAGCUGCUCAGCACCACCAACCAGCUCCAGAGGCAGACGGCGGUGCAGCAGCAGAUCCCCACCAAGCUGGCCGCCUCCACCAAGGGCGGCAAGGACAAGGGCGGCAAGAGCAGGGGCUCCCAGCGCUGGGACAGCUCAGCCUCCUUCGACCUGAAGCAGCAGCUGUUCCUCGGCAAGCUUGUGGGCAAGGACGAGAACACCGCUCGGAACCGCCGCUCGCUGAGCCCCAUCCUACUCAGCAGCCACGGCUCUGUACCCUCCGCAGGUGGGCCCAGCACCCCAGCACCCUAACCCUGCUGCCCGGCCCCAGCUGACGUCCCUCCUGAGUGCUGCUCCCUCAAGCCUGGGGGCACCCCCGUGCCCCCCUCCCCCUUGCCACUGCCCACCACGCCACUCGACAAAGAGGACAGCAACAAGGAAGACGUCAUCUUCUUCUAGAGGGGCUGUGGUUCGAGGUGCAGACCCCUCCCUGUCCUGCUGUCUGGGGGACAGCCCAGUCGUCCCUCUCCACUUCCCGAGCAAACCACCACCAACGGCCACCUGGCUUGGGUCAGGGUCAAGGUCAGGGCCAGGGCUGGCCCAUUGUCUCGAGGCUCUUUCUGUAGGUUUAGCAGUGGUGCCUGGGUAACUUUCUAAGCCUCUCUUUUUUAACACAAAAAGGAAAGUUUUUAAUCGAAGGUUGAACCAGAGCUAACCGAAGGAGCUGUGUCCAGUCACAGCUCCCCUCCUGGGGAGGGAGAGAUCAACUCCACACCAUUUGUUCCAAGGUAGUGACGAACAGUGGUACAAGAUGCCUGAUGACAGGCCAGACCCCAGUCUGAGGAGGGGGGGGGCCACCAGGAGAUGCUGGAACGUACCAUUAGGGUCCCAGAAGGGGCUGGGUGCCGUCAGCAAGCCCUACUUCCAAAGCUGAGACUUGACUGUGUUCCUGGUGAACCUCAAGGCCAGGGCGUGAGUUCAGACGGGGUGGGGGGGUGGGUGGCACACAGCGCCCCCUGGGGACAGUAGGCCACAGGGCCGGGCGUAUGAAGAGGACGGCCAAUGGCUCAGGAGACGGGCUGUAGAGGUUCUGAAAGGGAUAGACCCUAACUCAUUUUAAUUUGACAGGUUUUUAAAACCUGCUGUUGCCAAACGUGGUGCUUUUCAAAGGCACCUCAGCACGGAGGCCUGCUUCUGUGGAGUUCAAGGGCACCAGCCAUUCUCCGAGUGCUCAGCCUGUCUGGAGAAGCCCAGUAGAGAGCAUUAGCCGGGGCCACUCGCUCCUGAGGGUCCCAGCUCAAGGCAGAGGGUCCUCUGCCCCCAUGAGAUGGGAGGGGUCUUCCUGCAGCUGCAGGGAGGAAGGCCUCAGGGCAGGUGUCCUGCAGUGACGGACAGGUGCUGGUACAAGAAACAGAGUGGAGGGACCACCAUGUCCUCGUGGACAAGGGCGAAAUGGUAGAGGGGUCACACAUGGCCUGGAGACCUCGGAUGGGUGGGUGGCUCCUUCUGCCUUGUGGCCAGUGAGCUCUGUUAGGCUGUUGUCACCUCCCACUGGAGGACAGGGGUUACCCGUCGUGCUGGAUGUCCAGGAAUGUUCUGGGGCUGGCCAGUGGGUCGGAGACACACUUCAGCUGUGGAGGAACUCAAGCUCGGGCACAGGGUGGUGGGUGAGGAUACACCAGCCUUUGCUCCCCAGGCUCCCCCACCCCCACCCCACAGAGCCCAGAGCCCUGUCCCUCCCAAAGCGGCAACUGAAGGACUGGGACCCCAGCUGAGCAGUUCUGAACCUUCCCCGGGCACAGUGAACGGUGUGCCAAGCCCGGCCUCUCCGAGAACCUCCGCGCUCCACCCCUCCCCUGCCUCCCACUGUGCUUGGGGCCUGCAGCAACUGCGCAUCCUCGGGGAGCAAGGACAGGCGUCCUCCCUCGGCCCCGUGACGCGUCCAAGCUCAUCCGAGCCAUGUCUGUGGUCAGUGUUGGUGUUUUCGUACUGAGACGUCUCCGAGCACUUUAGCCACGUCGACUUUAAGUUUCUGUCCUCUUGUGAAGAGAACAUUCCCGGGCCCUCAUGCUGGGUGAUUUUACCGCCACGUGCCCCUGGCCGCCUGCUCUGGUCUGACCCUCCGAGACACCACGAUUCCUCAGCCGGUGACAAGUCCAAGGACUCUCCGCUUGGCCAUGUGGCAGGAACUGGGAUGUCCCGCCACGGGUCAGUGUUGGUGGUGGUCUGUCUCUCGUCCGGGCGAGGUCCCUCCUGGGGAGAGCCCGAUUUUACUUGUACGGUUGGUGGUUGAGCAGAUCCUCUUUAUUUCCGUGGAACCCGUGCACGUCCUCGUUCAUUGUGACCAUAAUCUUAGUCCACCCGACAAUUACUUUUACGAUGAUUGCAGCAUUUCCUCACCGCGGGGUCUUUGAGACCCGCCCUAGAACUGAAGACCUGAUUCCAGCAAUAAAGGUGUCGAAGAUGA